Paramecium pentaurelia is the source of this 982-nucleotide messenger RNA. The record is from the annotation of a GenBank genome assembly. Lineage: Eukaryota; Ciliophora; Oligohymenophorea; Peniculida; Parameciidae.
AUGGGAACUUGUGGAGGAAACAACAAAAAAACCAAUAAAGAAAAAAAUACAGUAUUAAAUUAAACCUAUAAAGAAUAUAUAGAACAAUUAAAUUGAUAAAAAAAGUUGUGAAUAAUAAAAUUAUGAAUAGAAUUAAAAUACAUAUGACAUAAAUAGAGAAUCUUCUAAAAUAAAAAUACCUGAAUAAUUCGAAACUAAUGUUCAAAUUAAAAAUGAAAUACAUCCAACAGCAAAUGCCAUAAAUGAAUCAAAAACAAUAUAAAAUAUGAUAAUAAUUGAUGAUCAAUAAAAUUUUGUUAAUAAUCCAAUCAUUUAAAUAUCAAAGAAAAAAUAUUAAAAUGAUGAUCCUUUUAAACAUCAUUUAGAAGUAUCAAAUAUUAUUAAAAUAGUCCAUUAAAAAUAAUAAAGAUUAAGCAGAAUAAUAUGAUUUAAAAAUAGGAGUGCCUAUCAAGUAAUAAAACAAAAUUAAAACUGAAAUUGAAGGCUCAUAUUAAUAUUAAUAAAAUAAAUGAUAAAAUCUAGAUUCUAUUUUUCUUAUUAAGCUAAACGUGUAUUUAAAAGAAAAAAUUAAAAUAAAAAAAAAGAAGAUUUUGUUGUUAAACUAUUAGAUGAAGAUAUUUAUUCUAAAAGAUUAGCUUAAAUAUAGAUGAUAAUUUAAGUUAAUCAAUUUAACCCUUAGCAUAAUCUAAUUUUUUCUUAAGAGAAUCCAAAUUUAUAAAAUUUAGAUCUAUCUAAUUUAUAUAGUAUUGAUUUUGAUAAUAAUGAUAAAAUUUAAAUUGUUCUUAUAUUAAUUGAACCUAUAGAAAAUAUUGUUAAAUAUCCAGGAAUUUAUCCAAUCUAAAAUCACCACUAUUAUAAUUACUUGAAAUAAAUUUAGAAAUAUGCUUAAAUGAAUAAGUUUGAUUUUUAUGUUCAUCCUUCAAAAGAUAUCACUCUUUAAUAAUUUGCAAAAUCCUUAUCCAAAUAGAUUUAGAAAAAAUGA